ACCUUUGAAGAGUGAGCUGGUAACAGGGGGAAAGCGCGAGUGGUGGUAAGGUUUUACUCAUUCUCCAGCUUUAUUACCUUAUCCGAAGAAUGUCGUGAGGAGUUCUUAAGAGCGCCUUUAAAGAGAGAAACUGAAAGGGAAGCUGUGACCCACAGUUGGAGUGACAGCAGGACGAAGGAACCCAAGGUGAACCCUGUUGCUUCAUCAAGAAAAGCUUUAUGAUUCCUCCAGCGAGUGCAUGACAAAAGAUAGUGAGUUGACUGUCGGGGCUUCUGCUUAAAGAUCUCAGUCCGGGAAGAUGACUCAGUCUGUGCAGGUUAACCCAAAACUGCCUGACCUGGGUGCUCCAUUCCUAUACUCCAGCCAGGAAGAGGCAGAUCAACAGGGAUCCUACUCAGUCCAGACUCCAUAUGGCUUCCAGCUGGACUUGGACUUCCUCAAGUACGUGGAGGAGAUCGAGAGCGGUCACAACCUGCGCCGGGCGCCCGUCAGCUCCCGCAGGUCGACGCGGGGCGUCAAAGUCUCGCAGCGGAGCACCAGCGUCGGGGGACGAGCCAGCGGUUGGACCUCCACCGAGUCUCUCUCAUCCCCCGCCAGCGAAGAUGGCAGAGUUCCCCCUCCGCCGCCCCCGAGGAACCGCAUUGGUUCGGCACCCUGCGAAGCCCAACCUCUGUCCCCUCUCACCAUCAUCAGCUCCCCGCCGCACUCCGCCGGCUCCAAAAUGCCCCCUCCUCCUCCUCCCCUGCGCAACCCCAGGGUGGAGAGAACCCUCCUCGAAACCAGCCGGCGACUACAGCAAGAGCAGACCCACCAGCACCAAAAUGGCACCCGCUUCCAGCUCUCAGACCCUCCCAAGCAAGGCUUCAGAGAGGGCGCCAAGACAAAUGUUCCUCUUUGGACUUCCCAUGCUAACACAACCAUUGUGGAUGGUCUGCCUCAGCUACAGUCUUUGGUCUCCCCUACCCCACCCCAGAGUAGCUGGAUCAAACGCAGUCCUCACACCUCCGGUAGGAGCACUCCUGCCUCAACCACCGGAAUGGCUUCCCUACCACCCACCCAGUUGCAGACAGUGAGAGAGCAAAUGGCCACUGCCCUCCGGCAACUGAAGGAGAUGGAGGAGCGGGUGAAGGGUGUCCCGGCAUUGGAGAGAGAAGUGGCUAAGUUACGUGCAGAGAAAGACAUGCUUCUGUCGGCACUGGAGGAGAAGAAAGCUUUCGCUGCUAAAGAGACGGUGGUCCAAGAACGACAGACGACCACAACAGUGACUGUUUCUACCACAGUGGACGCAGAGUCCCAAGUUCAGGAAACUCCUCCGACUUCGAGCCAAGCAGGAGACGUCAACAGACUGAGCGAGAAAACGGAGGUGAAGGCUGAGAGAAACUCUGAGAAAGUUCCAGAAAGAAUUCCAGCCGAGACUGUGGAGAAGAUGUCGGUGGCAGUCGGGGAUGACUUGUCACUGGAGGAAGGGGUGUUCUACUACAGACAGGAAGUGAAAGACGCGUCCGAGGGAACAGAGGUGGCCGUCUGCGAGAAAAGCGUUGGGACUGAAGAGGCAUCUGCUUGCGACGAGGCAGUCCAGGUGGGCGUGGAAACGCAGGAGGCCUCUGUGUGGGUGAUGGAAUCGCUGCUCGGCGUCACCAGCGAGGCACAGAGAGAGAUGGACACCUUACAAGACACCAUCAAAUUCCAACAAGAGUCCAUUUUGGCUCUGGAGGGGAGACUGAGCCAAGCUGACCAGGACCUGGGAGCGCUGAAAGCCCAAGAAGAAGAGAGGAAGUCCCGGGUCAUGUUUGAGAAGGGUGUCCUUGCCAAACCUACCAUGGCACACGCUCAAGUAGCAACUGAUUCGUCCACUUGCACUUUGCAACAUGUGGCAGUGUCCUGUUGCCCUGAGGUUGUGGAUGCAUGUGUAGGGGGGGAUUUACCAGCCAAUGAGAAUCACCAGAGUACACAGACUGACAUUGUUGAGAGUCCACCUGAACCAAUCCCAGUAGCUCUGGUCAGCACUGGGAGCCAAUGGGAGAAUAUUCUUGAGGAGGUGCAGGAGCAGAAACCUCUGGCCACCGCGCUGAAGAGAAGACAGAUGACCAUCGCCGAGUACAAGGUUACCCCCGAUGAGGAAAUGGUCAGUGUGGCGGACAGAGAGGAGGAAGUGACCACUCCCAACAACCAAACAUCUGUUGGAGCAUCAUUACUGGCUCCAGGUAUGCUUAAAUCCAUCAUGAAGAGAAAGGAUGGGAGUGACCCGGGUCAAACCCGCAGCAGCGGCAAGAAGAGCUUGCAGUUUGUCGGCAUUCUCAACGGAGGGUAUGAGUCGACGUCGAGCGAGGAGGACGAGGAGGAGGCGGAGGAGGAAGAGGAAGAGGGCAGUUCGUCGGCGGGCAGUGGGGACGGCGGGUGCUCGGACAGCAGCGAGGAGGCGGCGGCGGCUCUGGAGGACACGUCGGACGAGGAGAGAAACGUGAACGUGGACGACAGCGACAGCGAGGACGAGGUCCUGGGAGGAGCCACCAAUGCCUCUGACGCUGUGAAAGAGAAGUUUGAGCUGAGUGCAAAAAUGCGCGAGGCUUGUCUCAUUCUGAAGAACCACCUGAACGAUGAUGUCAAAACACUGAAGAGUAAAGAAGUGCUCUCCAGCACCCACACUGUGCAGCUGGAGUGGUUCCGUAUCUCCAGCGCUAAGACGGCCCAGCCUCAGCGCGUCUCCAACUACCUGAUGGCCUUCUCCGAGGUCUCCUCCGCCCUGCUCGCGCGUGUGGUCAACAUGACGGACGGGAACGGCAACACCGCCCUGCACUACAGCGUCUCCCACUCCAAUUUCAUCGUGGUGGGCCUGCUGCUGGAUACGGGUAUGUGCUGUGUGGAUAAGCAGAACAAGGCGGGCUACACGGCUAUAAUGCUGGCAGCCCUCUCUGCUGUGAAGGAGGAGGAGGACAUGCAGGUGGUCAAGAAGCUCUUCAGCCAAGGCAACGUCAACGCCAAGGCCAGCCAGGCCGGCCAGACAGCGCUGAUGCUAGCAGUUAGCCACGGUCGGCAGGAGAUGGUGCGGGCCCUGCUGGACUGCGGUGCCAAUGUGAACGUGCAAGACGAUGAGGGCUCCACAGCGCUCAUGUGCGCCAGUGAACACGGCCGGGCCGAGAUCGUGUCCCUGCUCCUGGACCAGCUGGGCUGUGACAUCUCCAUCGUGGACAAUGAUGGCAGCAACGCUCUAUCCAUCGCUCUGGAGGCCUCGCACAAUGACACGGCUGUCCUGCUGUACGCCCAUAUGAACUACGCCAAAACCCAGGCAGCUGGAACUGCCAAGCCCCACAAGUCCCCAUAAGACAUGGUCAGCAGAGUGAUGCAAGCGGUGUAUAUGAUAGACCAUUAAGACGGACAGAAACGUAACAGGACAAGAGCAUUGAAAAAUGUUCCACUGGAAUUACCACUGUCUCCUAAAGGAUAUGUAUUUAUAUCUUGGCUUAAGUUGUGCAUUUAUUUGUAUUGUUAAUAUAAGGUUGAUAUUUUUCCAUAAAAGCCUUGAGCAGUUACUAUUAUCCAUAACUAAUCUGCAUUUGUAACAUGUUUGACCAAGUAAAGGUCUGCAGCAUCUAUUUUUCUAUAAAACAGAACAUGAGACCUUAAAUCCAAUUUGCACUCAUUUAUUAUGUUUAGUGUAGUCCUCACUCUACUUCAAUUUAACAGCCCUCUCAAUCGUAAUGCUAAUAGUUCUAAGUCUGCACUAACCGUCUAUGCAUUGUAUAUUCAUGUAUCUAUUUUCAGGAAAAACAAUAAACAUAUAUUUACAUAA
Messenger RNA from Osmerus eperlanus (European smelt), 3790 nucleotides. It is a transcript of the gene kank3, whose product is annotated as KN motif and ankyrin repeat domains 3. Gene Ontology annotation, molecular function: protein binding. The transcript has 12 exons. Gene Ontology annotation, biological process: negative regulation of actin filament polymerization. Gene Ontology annotation, cellular component: cytoplasm; cytoskeleton. NCBI's taxonomy places the organism in Eukaryota, Metazoa, Chordata, Actinopteri, Osmeriformes, Osmeridae. The record is from RefSeq and is a predicted model, not a curated record. The coding region runs from base 299 to 3322 and encodes 1007 amino acids.